Messenger RNA from Habropoda laboriosa, 938 nucleotides. It is a transcript of the gene Surf6, whose product is annotated as surfeit locus protein 6 homolog. Bases 37 to 927 code for a protein of 296 amino acids. Gene Ontology annotation, molecular function: DNA binding; RNA binding. The transcript is spliced from 4 exons. Gene Ontology annotation, cellular component: nucleolus. Gene Ontology annotation, biological process: ribosomal small subunit biogenesis; ribosomal large subunit biogenesis. Lineage: Eukaryota; Metazoa; Arthropoda; Insecta; Hymenoptera; Apidae. The record is from RefSeq and is a predicted model, not a curated record.
UUACCUCUGGUAUCACGCACGUGAGUGACGACAAGUAUGCAGUUAAAAAUGUCAAAACCAUUUGACGAUGGUUUUGUUAAGCAAUUGCUACUGCAAGAAGAUGAAUUCGUUUCAAAAAUAUUUUCAGAAACACCAUUACCUAUGUACAAAUUAGUUUCAGAUAAUCAAAAUAAGAUAGUUACGCAUAACGAAGUAAACGCUCCAAGAGAUAAUAUUUUGUUAAAUUCAACAAUAGAGAAAAAAAGGGCAGAAACAUUCGAAGAGUUACAUGCUAAACUGGAAGGAUUAAAGAAUAGUAAAAGGCUAGGAUAUAAAGAAAAACAAUUAAAGAGGAAUUUGAAAAGCAAAAUAAAAAAGAUAUCGAAACGUAAGGAAAGAUCAAUGCAAAAGAAUCUAGUAAAAACAGAAGGCAAUGCAGCUGAUUUACCUAAAAUUAAAAAAGAAGACAUAGAAGUACCAAAAAUUCCAAGACCAAAACCUGUAUUUAAUUCAGAAGGUAAAAUGGUGUUUAGCAAAUUUGACUUUUCUGAAAUUGGAACAAAAAAGAAACCACCCAAAAAGGAUCCUAAAAGAAUGUUACUUGAAAUAAAACAAAGAAAAGAGAAAUUAAGGGAAAUGGAAGAAUCAGGUGAAAGAGAAAAGGCACAAGAGUUUAAAGAAAAAAAUGCUUGGAAAUCUGUAUUGGCAAAAGCUGGUGGUGACAAAGUGAAGGAUGACCCGGAUUUACUUAAACGAACGUUAAAAAGAAAAGAACAACAAAAGAAGAAGAGUGCCAAGAAAUGGGAGACAAGAUUAGGAAAUGUACAGAAAGGUAUUCUGGAAAGGCAAAAGAAACGACAAGAUAAUAUUAUGGCAAAGAAAAAAGAAAAAAAAUUGACGAAACUAAAACGGGCAGCUAAAAAAGGACGAGUAAUUCCUGGAUUUUAAAUACAACGCAA